CGGCGGGCCGGCGCGAUGCGGCUGGGCCCGAGGCCCGCGGCGCUGGGGCCGCUGUCGCCGCUGCUGCUGCUACUGCUGCUGGGCGCCGCCGUGGCCGUGGCCGGCGCGGGCAAGGCCGAGGAGCUGCACUACCCGCAGGGCGAGCACCGCGCCGACUACGACCGCGAGGCGCUGCUGGGCGUCCAGGAAGACGUCGAUGAGUAUGCUAAACUUGACCACGACGAACAGCAAAGACGACUGCAGGCCAUCAUAAAGAAAAUCGACUCGGACUCCGAUGGCUUUCUCACUGAAAGUGAACUCAGUCAGUGGAUUCAGAUGUCUUUCAAGCAUUAUGCUAUGCAAGAAGCAAAACAGCAGUUUGUGGAGUAUGAUAAAAACGGUGAUGGCAUUGUGACAUGGGAUGAAUACAACAUCCAGAUGUAUGACCGCGUGAUUGAUUUUGAUGAGAACACGGCUCUGGACGAUGCAGAGGAGGAGUCCUUCAGGCAGCUUCAUUUAAAGGACAAGAAGAGGUUUGAAAAAGCUAACCAGGAUUCUGGUCCUGGAUUGAGUCUUGAAGAAUUUAUUGCUUUUGAGCAUCCUGAAGAAGUUGAUUAUAUGACGGAAUUCGUCAUUCAAGAGGCUUUAGAAGAACAUGACAAAAAUGGUGAUGGAUUUGUUAGUUUAGAAGAGUUUCUUGGUGAUUACAGGCGGGAUCCAACUGCAAGUGAAGAUCCAGAAUGGAUACUUGUUGAGAAAGACAGAUUCGUGAAUGAUUAUGACAAAGAUAAUGAUGGCAGGCUUGAUCCCCAAGAGCUGUUAUCGUGGGUAGUGCCCAAUAAUCAGGGUAUUGCUCAAGAGGAGGCUCUUCAUCUAAUUGACGAAAUGGAUCUGAAUGGUGACAAAAAGCUCUCUCAAGAAGAGAUUCUGGAGAACCAGGACUUGUUUCUGACCAGUGAAGCCACGGAUUAUGGCCGGCAGCUCCAUGAUGACCAUUUCUAUCAUGAUGAGCUUUAACCCCCCAGUGUGUCCUGAGUGCAGAAUGGGAUCCUUUUAUAAUUUGUCACCAGCUUUACUUUUGUGAUAAAAUAUUGAUGUUGUCUUUUACACUCUAAAGUCUUACCACAGUCAAAAUUAUCUUAACGUAGGUUAUAAUUUUUGGCCUUCUAGAAGAAAAACAAAACAAAAACUUGAUAUUUCUUUCAAAACGUCUCAAAGCAGUAAAACAUCAAUAUUGUGCCAUAAGACCACAGUCUUUCCUAAAUGUGCCAUCUGUUUAGCACUGUGUUGUGGAAUAUUUUGAGUUGUAUUUCCAUACUUGAAAUGGGGAGUUUAGACACGCCUGAACCAUGUUAUUUAAAUAGUACGUGAUGACGCUAUCAGUUUCUGUUUUGUACCAAGUAGAGUUAACUUUGGGAGUGGCAGAAAGGACAGUGUUUUUAGGUUUAACAUUUUGGUUUAAAACCUUUGCAGAAACCUUCAGAAGGACUAAACCUCACAUGUUGGUGUUGAGAAGUUCUACUUAAUUUUAAAAUGGUUUCUAUAAAGGCUUUUGUCGUAUGGGAUAGAACUUUAUAUUUUUGCAUAUGUAUAGAUAGUAAUUAUAUUUAAUGUAUAACUAUAGCAUUAUGGUGAGUGGAAUUUGACAUUGUUGAGAACUCUUUUCUUUUCUGACUCAUUAAAAAAUGAAGUGUCCUAUCUUUUUA
This is a messenger RNA of Jaculus jaculus (lesser Egyptian jerboa), 1685 nucleotides long. RefSeq names its product reticulocalbin 2 (gene Rcn2). The transcript is spliced from 7 exons. Lineage: Eukaryota; Metazoa; Chordata; Mammalia; Rodentia; Dipodidae. The record is from RefSeq and is a predicted model, not a curated record. Gene Ontology annotation, cellular component: endoplasmic reticulum. Bases 16 to 996 code for a protein of 326 amino acids. Gene Ontology annotation, molecular function: calcium ion binding.